GUGGGGCUAAAGCAGGCUGGUCAUAUUUCAUUUCUGAAGGUCGUACUGAAUGCGGGGGACCUUUCCAACGUAGAGCAAGGGUUCAGAGGCUGGUCCGAUGCACAGGCACGUGGCUGACACAUCCGGGGGUGGUGGCUUGGCAGCCUGGUGGCAGGACCGCAGCUGUGAGCAGCUCUACCAAAGACCCUUGUAAACUCCAGUGCAGGGGUGAGGACACAGCCAGGUGUCAACCAGCUCUUUUGUGCGUGUGGUACCUUCAGACCCAUCUGUGUGCCCUCGGAAUGGCGUACACCUGGUAUUGGCUUGACGACUUCGAGCAGUGGAUCGAGUAUGGGAAACAGCAUCCGUAUCAUUCAUCUGCCACGGUAAAUUCUGCAGAUCUGGAGAAGGCAUUUCUAGCUGACCCGAAAGGCACUCUGUUAUUCAGGGCCGGUUCUCAGAAAUAUGAGUUAAACUUUAAAGACAUGGUCCAAAGAAAUUUGUUCUUUGAAACUCGAAGAAAAGUUGUCCGACUACCAAAAGCUCUAUCCCCUCAAUAUGGACACGACAUAAGCCGGUACAUGAAUCUAUCAUUUUCUUCAUGUCCUCCAGAAUGGGACCAAUCAGCAGUGCCUGAUAUUGGGUACAAGUUGGUAGAGCUCAGUUACAGUUCCUGCGAAUAUGUAAAAAUUCAGAGGCUGUUUGAGAAGACAAUGAAAGGUUACAACAUCUGUCGGCUACAGAGGGUCCAGAACCCAGCACUAUGGCAAGUUUUUCAGUGGCAAAAAGAGCAGAUGAAGAAGCUCAAUAAAUCAAAACGUGUGGAUGAGCGGCUCCUGUUCCAUGGGACAAAUCCAUCCCAUUUGCCAGCCAUCUGUGAGCAGAAUUUUGACUGGAGGAUUUGUGGCACUCAUGGGACAGUGUAUGGAAAAGGAAGCUACUUUGCCAGAGAUGCCAGUUAUGCUCAUGACUACAGUUCCUCUAGGAGUGGUCGCUACAGCAUGUUUGUAGCUCAGGUUCUUGUUGGACAAUUUGUUCAGGGAGAAUCUGAGUACCUCCGUCCUCCACCCAGACCCGGCAGUCCCAACAGGCUUUAUGACAGCUGCGUGAAUGACCCAGAAGACCCUUCCAUUUUUGUCAUCUUUGAGAAGUACCAGAUUUACCCUGCCUAUAUUUUGGAGUACCGCAGUGAAACUUCAUGUGUGAUUCUGUAGUGAAUGGCAGAAUCUUCUUUGUAUUUUCACUGAAACACUAGUAUUUUUUUCAUGUUUGUACAAGUUUAGAACUUGCUAAUGUCAAAAUUUCCGUUGAGAAGCUAGAGAACAUUUUGUCAUGCAGCAAACCGAUAUCAAUCCCCUGUAGGAUUUUGGGGCAUAGUUUUUGUUCGUCUGAAGAAGAGGAAACUGCACAGAGGAGAGGAUGGGUGCAAAAAUGCAGAGAGGAGUUUGUAAGAAAAGGAGUUUUCUGAAUGAGUAAAAAUUAUUUCUGACUGCAGGGGGAGUUCACAGAGCCUCCAGCAAUUAGGUGCUAGGUAUUACAUUUAGAAGAUCAGGCAGGGGUCUGGUGGGUGCAGCUCUAAGGGUACACUGUGAUGUGUGACUGCUGAGGUGUAGCUGCUUUUAACUUUGCGUGGGCUGGACUACCAGAUCUGAAGCAGAAGCACUCCUUGAGAAGCCCACGUUAUUUCAGGGUCACUGCACAACCCUCGGUUCGUGUCACUGCUAGAAGGAGCCGUCCCACCUCUGGGUGUGGGUUGCUGCUCUUCUCCCUGUGCUAGUGCUGAUGACUGUACUGGGGUGGGCAGCAUCAGAUGUAGAGCAUUCACCUACUUGAAAACUGACUUAGUCAAAAAGCCAACCAAACAACCCAACCCAACAAAAAAAACAAAGCACAAAACCAGCAACUGCAAACCCAAAAUACCAGCGAGGACAGUUCCCAGCUUUGCUUGUGCCGACCCAAUAAAGAAGAGGGCAGGCUGCACUGCAGUCUUUGGCAAAAGGUGAUGCUGAACCUACAGCCCAAGCAGGGCUUUGAAUGGUAAAAUGUUGGGGAAUAUCUUGGUCAGUGAGUUGCUGAGAGCUGAGACCACUACUGAAAAUGAAAAGCAACUUCAUCAGUGAGUACUUCUUUGUGGGGAUUUUGCUUGAUAUUAUAGAUCUGCUAAAACGUCUUGCGGACCUGAACUUACUGCUACCUCGGGAGCACCUGUGCACCUCCCAGGUUCUGCAGCUGUGAACAAAAGCAUUCCUUAGCACCCUUUCAGGUGAGAAAUGCUUGCAAACAGGCAGCAACACGUGCCAUUGUCAGCAGGCACUGAGCAUGGAUCUGACAGAUAUGUGAGCUUUUCUUUUUCCCCUUGGGGGAAAAAAAAAAGUGUGAGGAGUUCUCUACCCUGUCGAGAAUGGAUUAAAUAACUUCUGACUCAGACACAUGUGACUGACAGCUUCAGAGUCACUGAGGUGGUGGUGGAGAAGGUCCAAAGGAGGAAUGCUGUGAGUAGCCAGGCUGGUUUCUGUGGAGCUCACUGCCUUCUGUGCCAGCCUGAGAGGUGCUGGGUGGGCAGGUGUUGGAGUGGGCUUGUCCCUGAGCAUCCAUAGUGUGUGGAGCUCAUUCUGUUAGUGGGUACGGAGGACACCUGCUCGCAGCAUGGGAUGAAAUGAUCAGUUGGAUCUUGACUAAUGACUUCUGCACCUUUCCAAUAUGUUGCCUGUUUUCAGGGUGCUGUGAAAGUGCUUUAUCUGCAUCUAAUGGGGAGGUUUAGGGAGCGCAGCAGCUGCAGAACACCCAAGGGAGAGGGCCAUGCUGAGAGGUCAGCCCCCUGCUCAGGAGUCCCCAGAUAGGAAAUUUCAGUGUUUAGAAAAAUAGAAAAAAAAUCCUAACACACGCUCACAAAACUCUCCCGCUGCGUGUGAGAGAAAGAGGAAGCAGGGUAUCGGCAGCUUCUCUAGUCAUUCCUUUAGCAAUCGUCUUGCAGGAACCAGCAGCAACCUCAGAAGAAUCAAUUGUGUUUUGCACUUAAAUAAACAAUGCAUUUCUUCCACA
Cygnus atratus (black swan) is the source of this 3021-nucleotide messenger RNA. RefSeq names its product protein mono-ADP-ribosyltransferase PARP12-like. Gene Ontology annotation, molecular function: NAD+ poly-ADP-ribosyltransferase activity. The record is from RefSeq and is a predicted model, not a curated record. The transcript is spliced from 9 exons. Lineage: Eukaryota; Metazoa; Chordata; Aves; Anseriformes; Anatidae. The coding region runs from base 282 to 1193 and encodes 303 amino acids.